This is a messenger RNA of Lymnaea stagnalis (great pond snail), 2207 nucleotides long. The record is from the annotation of a GenBank genome assembly. Lineage: Eukaryota; Metazoa; Mollusca; Gastropoda; Lymnaeidae.
AACCAACAUGGCGGCAUUAUGCAGGUUCCUUGGCGACGAAGCCGUAGAACUCUACAAAAAAGCUAAAUUCUUUGCUGAUGAAGAAUCAAAAAAUGACCCAGGAGAUGAACCGUUUCGCUCCAAGUAUAAAGCCAGAGAAUUGUAUAAAGAAAUUAGCAAUCGAAUUACGGAUAAGUUUAAUGAAGUUCAGUCUGACAAAUCCCAAGAUUAUCGGCAACUUCUGACCCUUUCAAUCUGUAUUGAGCAAGUAAUCGGGUUAAACUAUAUGGAUACAGAAGAAUUAGCUGAAGGUGAAGAUUGCCUCAUGUCAUGCUUAAAACGCAUUGAAGAACAUGGAUUGAAUGAUGCAGUGAGUUUGCAUAUGAACAUUUUGAAUUAUUUAGGUAUUUUGUGGAGUGAGCGAGGAGAACUGGACAGGUCUUUGGAAUACUUAGUUUGUGCAGAAAACUUAUAUGGUGUAUAUAAAAAGAAUAUUGGUGAUGCUCCUUUAGCAUUUAUAGAGCUUCUUGAACAGUACGAAGGAGAUGAGAAUGAAAGUGCACGCCAGCGAUGUCAAUCUUUUGAAAGCAUUCACACUCACACAUUAUAUUAUAUGGCACAAGUUUAUGCUAAGUUGGAGAAAAACAGUUUAUCUGCAAAGUAUUGUCAUAUGACAUUGCAGAGGCAGCUGCAAGCUGGAGAUUACAAUCCAGUUGACUGGGGAUUAAAUGCAGCUACACUUUCACAAUAUUAUUUAACUGCUGAAAAAUUCACAGAAGCAAGACAUUGUUUAGCCAGUGGAACUAUGAUAUUUGAAAGUUCUAAGAAGAAUGUUGAGCAACUUUCAGAACAGGAUUUGGAACUGCAGUCUCAAAGAGAGGCUGACAUUGAGAGAUGUUGGGUUAAAUACGGGCUAGGGAUAAUGGAAGCUUCAAGAGAUAAGAUGCUAGGGGAGAUUGAAGAUAAUGAUGAAGCUGAUGGCCCUUCAAGUGACAAUAAACCAAGGGCAUCAGACCACAAUGCUGACAAAAAAAAUGAAAACUCUGAUAUGAAUGGAAAUGCUGCAGAUUCCUGGUCAGAUAAAGUUUUCCAAGAGUUUCAACUUGAACUCACUGCAUAUGAAGAGCGCAUUACAGACAAAUUAGUUAGAACUUUUGAUGAUGCACGCAAAAUUUUCUUAUUUAUUGUUGAUAAAAUAAAGAAUGCUGAGAAAUUUUAUAGUUUAGAAUCACAUGCUAGUGAUGCUGUUGAGAUUAUACAAGACCACAGCAGAGCUUAUAAACUUCUUGCAUUUUUUGAAUUGGAUAUGAAUCGUCAGUGUAGAAUGCACAAACGUCGAAUAGAUAUGCUAUCAGAUCUGUUAAAAGAGCUGAAUCCCCAGCACUAUCUUCUUGUGUGCAGACAACUAAUGUUUGAAUUAGCUGAGACUUACAGUGAAAUGGUCGACCUCAAAGUCACCUUAAUUGAGCUGGAAAGAACUCGAGCCACCCCUUACAGUACUAGCAAAAUCAAUAACCUUGUGCAGCAAAGUAUUGACAAGUAUCAAGCCUAUAUUGACUCUCUCAAAGGUGGAAAACCAGAAUUACCACCAGAAUUUCCAGAAGGUGAUGUGCGCCCAGCUUUGGUUGCUUUUUUCUGUAUGGGAAGAUUGUAUUCAAAAUUUCUUCUACCAGAAAAAUCACAACGUCUUGCUAUGCUGACAAAAAGCUUAGAGUGCUAUAAGUUUGUAGUUACUUAUUGUGAAAAUAAUCCCUCAGCCCAAGAACUUGUUGAAAAUGAAUUGAAUUUAUGUAAAGAGAUGGUCACUCUCCUACCUAUAAAAAUGGUUAAACUUAAUGAUCAGGAUGAAAUUUGAUUGAGUAAUUUUUUAUUAGGUUCAGCAUAAAUUUUGUGUUUUAUUAGAUGUGUGCAAAUGGAAUUUUUCAGCAUUAAUAUUGACUCAUUGAUUGUCAUUCAAUGUUAGAGUACUUAGUUAUGCUUUUAAAAAAAAAUUACAUUUGUGAAUAUUGUUUUGACUCUAUAAAUUAGUGGUAAAAAUGACAGCAGCAGAGAACUUGAGUGUUCUGGUUGUGACUAAGGAAAUGUUGAACUUUCACUAGGAUUUUAAAAAAAAAACCAUUUUAACCCUUUGUUGUUGGUUUAUGCAAUAAUUUAUUUUUGUAUAAUUCAUCAAUUGUUAACAUUUUAAAAUGUGUCUGGUGAUAAGGUACAGUACUAAUACUAAUAAG